This is a messenger RNA of Trichomycterus rosablanca, 1630 nucleotides long. RefSeq names its product phosphatidylinositol glycan anchor biosynthesis, class W (gene pigw). Gene Ontology annotation, biological process: GPI anchor biosynthetic process; protein localization to plasma membrane. Lineage: Eukaryota; Metazoa; Chordata; Actinopteri; Siluriformes; Trichomycteridae. The record is from RefSeq and is a predicted model, not a curated record. Gene Ontology annotation, cellular component: membrane; endoplasmic reticulum. The transcript has 2 exons. Gene Ontology annotation, molecular function: glucosaminyl-phosphatidylinositol O-acyltransferase activity. Bases 49 to 1518 code for a protein of 489 amino acids.
ACAGGACCUACAGGAUAUUAAUCAAAAGAUCAUUCACUUCUUAAGACGAUGGCUGAAACUGAUGAAAAGAUUGCAUUUGUGAGCAACCUCAAUGGCACCACUCUGGUAGAAGUAUCUCUUGGAUCCGUCCUCGCUCCUCUCUGUCUUCUCAGCAGAGGACUGUGCCUCAUAUUGUUCCAUCUAAAUAAAGGUGUUCUUCCAUUAAGCAAGAGUGCUAACCUUGUUCUGGAUUUCACCAUGCUUAUAAUGCCGCUGGUUUUAUCAUGUACUGUUCUUAGUGAUGUCCUUCACUGGGUUAUAAUAGGGCUGGCUGGGGUUGAGCUCACUUUAUAUCUCUACUUGUUUCAAAAUAAAAAACCUUCAUCUCGUUGGAAUCUGACUGAAAGCUUUGCAAACAUCAACGUGGAGUCCAGACAGGUUCCUUUUGUGACUGUGUUUAGGGUGCUGGUGAACGUCAAGACAGCCAUCAGCAUCUUGGCUGUGGACUUCAGCGUGUUUCCGAGACGCUACGCCAAGACUGAGACCUAUGGGACGGGUGUCAUGGACUUUGGUGUGGGAGCAUAUGUUAUGGCCAAUGCAAUGGUGUGCCCAGAAGCCAGGGGCAAAAAGAUUCAAGGCUCAAAAUUUAGCCAUUUAGUUAAACAGCUUCUCUCGGUGUGGCCCCUGCUUGUCCUUGGAUUUGCCAGGCUUCUGAGCUUGAAGUCAUCAGGCUACCAUGAGCAUGUCACGGAGUAUGGCGUCCACUGGAACUUCUUUUUCACUUUAGCUAUAGUGAGAGUUGUGGCGUCUGCUCUUCUAGUUGUGUUUCCCAUCAAAAUCUCCUGGCUUGUUGCUUUGCUGCUUAGUGGAGUUUAUCAGAUCAUGUUAGAAACAACUGAUCUGAAAUCGUUUAUCAUCCAGAAUGGUGAACGCAAUGGCUUUCUUCAGGCCAACAAGGAAGGAAUAUUCUCAGUGGUGGGUUACAUCGCCGUCUACAUGUUCGGAGUUCAGGUUGGUCUCUACGUGAUGCAGACCAGAACUUUGGUAAGAGACUGGAUACGAGUGGUCAGGAACCUUCUCCUGACAAGCUUUGGACUUUUCAUGGUUUUAUUUGCAUGCCAGACGUAUAUAGAGCCGGUUUCACGUCGGAUGGCGAAUUUCCCAUUCUGUAUCUGGACCUUAGCGCAGUCCUUGUUUUUUCUUUCUUGUUUAGGCAUGGCUGAUAUUGUGUUGCUUUUUGCUAAAGUGAUAUCAAAUUGUUCGCAUGUGUCAGCAUCCUGGAAUCCUGCUGGCAGGACACAGACAGAACGGAAAAUUACAAACAAAUUAGACACACUGUGCCUCGUUCAGUCCGUGAACAGGAAUCAGUUGCUGUAUUUUCUUCUUGCAAAUGUAAUGACCGGUCUAACUAAUGUAUUCGUAGACACUUUGAAAAGCAGUUAUUUCUUUGCUGCUUGUGUUUUGUUGUGUUACAUGUUCAUGAACAGUUUAGUUAUAUUUAUUUUACACAUUAAAAAUGUUACAAUCAAGUUUUGGUAACUUUUGGAAUUAGGCUACAAAGACUGAUGUGUGACCAGGUGGUCCUGUAUUAAUGAAUAAUUCUACCCAGGGUUUUAUAAAUAAUAAACACCUGAAUAAAUGUUCUACAAAA